Molecule: messenger RNA, 980 nt
Organism: Ochotona curzoniae (black-lipped pika)
Lineage: Eukaryota; Metazoa; Chordata; Mammalia; Lagomorpha; Ochotonidae
Gene: SLC25A10
Product: solute carrier family 25 member 10
Exons: 11
Coding region: 2-889 (295 amino acids)
Biological process (GO): thiosulfate transport; phosphate ion transmembrane transport; mitochondrial transport
Cellular component (GO): mitochondrial membrane
Molecular function (GO): sulfate transmembrane transporter activity; thiosulfate transmembrane transporter activity; succinate transmembrane transporter activity
Source: RefSeq, a predicted model, not a curated record
CAUGGCGGGCGAGGCGCGCGUGUCGCGCUGGUACUUCGGGGGGCUGGCGUCGUGCGGGGCCGCCUGCUGCACGCACCCGCUGGACCUGCUCAAGGUGCACCUGCAAACGCAGCAGGAGGUGAAGCUCCGUAUGACGGGCAUGGCGCUGCAGGUGGUACGGAGAGAUGGCAUCCUGGCUCUGUACAACGGCCUCAGUGCCUCGCUCUGCCGCCAGAUGACCUACUCCCUGACUCGCUUCGCCAUAUACGAGAGCGUGCGAGACCGUCUGAGCAAGGGCAGUCAGGGGCCCCUGCCCUUCCACCACAAGGUGCUGCUGGGAGGCAUCAGCGGUCUAACCGGAGGCUUCGUGGGAACCCCUGCAGACCUGGUCAACGUGAGGAUGCAGAAUGACAUGAAGCUGCACCCCCAGCAACGGCGCAACUAUGCUCACGCCCUGGACGGCCUGUUCCGCGUGUUCCGGGAAGAGGGCUUGAAGAAGCUGUUCUCAGGCGCGACCAUGGCAUCCAGCCGCGGGGCCUUGGUCACCGUGGGUCAGCUGUCCUGCUACGACCAAGCCAAGCAGCUGGUUCUGGGCACUGGCUACCUGUCGGAUGGCAUCUUCACACACUUUGUUGCUAGCUUCAUUGCUGUAAGUGCCCGCCUCCACCCCCAGGGCGGAUGUGCCACCUUCCUGUGCCAGCCCCUGGACGUGCUCAAGACUCGCCUGAUGAACGCCAAGGGGGAGUACAAGGGCGUGUUCCACUGCGCCCUGGAGACGGCCAAGCUGGGACCCCUGGCCUUCUACAAGGGCCUCUUUCCUGCCGCCGUCCGCCUCAUCCCGCACACCGUGCUGACCUUUGUCUUCCUGGAACAGCUGCGCCAGCACUUUGGGACAAAGGCCCCAUCCUGACUGGGCCACGCACGGUCCUUCCCCAGCCCGCAGCGCCACCCCCACCCGUGCGGCACCCAGGGACGAGAGGCCAGGCCACCCCAGGGCUGCC